CAAGAGUCCACGGGGGCUCAAGGGUGCCAAAGAUAGCGUCCACCCAGGCGGUCAACAGGCAUGUUGGCUCAAACACGUCUCGGCUUGCUACGGCAAUGUGGUUCUGCAGGCCCGAGCGGAUCACCCCGCCAGACACGCUGCGCGAGGUGCCAGUGGAGAAGACGGAUGCCGCGGUCAAUCGGGCAUGGGAGGGAGAGGCCAUGCCGCAGGCAGACGUGGUGCCAUUGACCGCUGGCAUGCUGCGGGCAGGUAUGGACGCCCUCGCUGCUGGCAUCUUACCGUGGGAUUGCCAUCGAUUCAGAAGGGUGAAGAAGCUGCAGCAGGCUGAGCGGAACCACGGGUGCGUGGAGCUCAUGCGCGACGGCGGCAAUUUCGUGGCCGUGAAGAAGAUGCCGACGAGGUGGAUCUGUGGUUCGCCCGACGAGUUCGACGCGCAACACCCGAAGGCCGAUGAGAGGCCGUGGAUGGAUGUGGGCAUCGUCAGACUCCUCAACGAGGUUAGGUACCCGUAUUGCGUCAAGCUGCUAGACAUAUUUGCGGACGACAAGAGCACUUACGUGGUCAGCUCGCUGGCGUCCGAGGGCGACCUCUUCGCCUGGUGCGAAUGCGCAUCGAAGCCUGGCCUGCAUAGAGAGGCAGCGAUGUACCCCCUCGUGAAUCAGAUCUUCACGGGAGUGCGAUGGCUGCAUGACUUCGGUGUUGCUCAUCGAGAUCUGUCUCUGGAGAACAUAUUGCUCCACAGCGAGAAUGGUGACCUAAGGGUCCAGAUCAUAGACUUCAGCAUGUCCACGCUUGACCAGUCGGCGUCGGCGGAGGUCAGGGGGAAGCCGUCGUACCAGGCCCCAGAGAUCCACCUGCCGCAGCCCUUCGACACUGAGAUGACGGACUCGUUCUCCCUCGGCGUGGUGAUGUUUGCCAUGGGCGCGGAGGACUAUCCGUGGAAGACUACCAAACGGAAGGCUUGUGAGCUCUUCGAGUACGCCUGCAUGUUCGGCUUCUCGAGGCUGCUCAGCAAGCGCCGCCUGCGCAAGGGCGGCGGCGAGAGCUUGGCCGAGGUGUUCUCCCCAAGUUUUACGGCGCUGCUGGCUGGCCUUUUGGCUAAAGAUGCAGGGAACGGCUCACUCUGGGUGAGAGACGUUUUGAGACGCCCGAGAAUGGCCGCGAUCGGCGGAACAGCGUAUGGGAUUGCAAGUGGAUGCAGCAGCCUCCGAUCACGACGACGGAGGUCGGAGCCAUGGCCGCUAUGCCAUGCGGAACAGCGUGCACGGUGUGCCCCUGAUUUUCGCAACGCUCGGCUGACGGGUACGGAUCAUAUGAAUCCGGGCAAGUUUUCGUGUUGCAACCGUUGGGCCAGCAGCCUGAAACCCAUCGUUAGAUAUGCGGAUUGGGGACUUACCUUGGGGACCUAACGGGUUUGUUCGACUAUUGUUUGGAUCUAUUUCAACCAGAUUCGACUCUAGCCCGACUCAAUUUCGACGCAAGGGCGACUCAAGUCGAAGGACGUUUGACGCAAUUAUCGCCGCCUGAGUGGAGCGAGUGGCUCCAGGAAGGUCCCCAGAACGAGCAUCAAACGAUCCUUCUCGCAGGAGGUAACGUGGCUUCCUCGCUCGCUCUCCCCUCUCCGCCAACGGAGCUGCUGCUUCUCAUCACCCUGUCAUUUCCAGGCGAUUCUGGGGGCCUCGUAGGCAGUCAGUCUUGGGCGCUGUACAGAGUGGCCGCAGUGGUAAAAUCACACCAACAUCAAAGCAGUGUUUGAACUAUUUUGCCUUUUUCUAUUUACACACGCGCACACACGUAUGAAAACCGAUUACGCGCGACACUUGACCAGGGCAAGCGCAGGCAAUCGCUGAACAAGAGCUAUUCAUGGCAACCUUCUAGACAUGUAGGGGAGCCCAGCGACUGCACCCCAUUUGCACAUGCGUGCUGGGUGUUAAUGCAUGUGCGCGUGCGCACGCAAGCUCAGAAAAGCGGCGCUCCCCGUUGUUGCCCAGAUAGGUCUCUCCAUUUGUCUUACCUUUCCUUCUCCGCGUUCACAUCAUCAGCCUGACCAGCGUCUUGAUGUUCAUUUCUGACAAGCACUCCUGCCACAAAGCUCUUCCUGUAUAGGCUUGGCACAAUCGGAUUAUGUGAUUUAAUCGUGCGCCGUAUCCAAGGCCCAUGAGGAGCGGAGCUUGCUCAUGGUAUGCUCGAUGCCCUCGCACUCAUCGCGCCGUGCUGCAAGGGACAACUGUUUGAAACGCCUCGUUGGAAGUGAAUGUUUUCACAUCCUUGCCUUCUUGUGAUCACUCCCUCACGUUUCCUUUUCAUGUUCAGCCUCCUGCGGGUGCACGGAGUGGGGUGCCAUCGCCGCGUCGAGGCGUCGCGACAAAGUUCGUGCUAUGCACGAGGGGCAGUAGAUGCGCUGAGCUUCGAGGCUUGGCCCAGGUCAGCGCUUGGUGAGGCCCGCUGGUGCUCCUCGUCAAGUUCUUGGGUGUGUACGUCUCCGUGUGCCCCUCGGCCAGGGUCGCCGUGCUUCAGCACGUUGAGCCCGCGUGCUCGCGUGCUCCAAAAUGACCGUGUGGCAGUACGCGUUUCGCUAGAUUGCGUGCUCCAGCGUGCCUGUUGAGCUCUGGUCAUCUGCGAUCCAGAGAGGUGUCUCUAGCACCCGUGCAGGGGGGGGCGGAGGGGGGGGGGGGCUUGCACGGGCAGGCGUCAGCCCCCCCGCCCCCUCCCAGGCCCAGGGUGCAGGCGACGGGGCUCUGUGUGUCUUCUUGCAGUUGGUUGACACGGCUCUUCUGGUGGGUACGUUCCGUCUCCCGUCCUGGCCCUCCUCUCGAUGCGGCGAGGUUCAACGACGCAAGUGUUGGCUACGCAGGUCUGCGCGGCUCGCGUCUCCACACGUGGGUCAUGGUUCCACAUUGAAGCCCGACUUGCGCUAGCAUUAGCACGGCAUAGCAUAGCACGGGUUUCAUCACGCACGCCGCAUUCUGUCCUGCAUUGCAGAGCAGAUGUCGUAGCGUAAGGUGCCCAGAAGUUGGCACUCCAUGCAUGAUUGACGCGUCGCGUACUCCUGAGCCGAUGCCCACGUGAGAUGCCUUGUGAGCGUCGUGGGGGCCUUCUGGAGGCAAUUCUGGGAGGAAGGGGGG
Prorocentrum cordatum is the source of this 3125-nucleotide messenger RNA. The record is from the annotation of a GenBank genome assembly. NCBI's taxonomy places the organism in Eukaryota, Dinophyceae, Prorocentrales, Prorocentraceae.